This is a messenger RNA of Maniola jurtina (meadow brown), 2557 nucleotides long. RefSeq names its product EF-hand domain-containing protein 1-like. The transcript is spliced from 16 exons. Gene Ontology annotation, biological process: cilium-dependent cell motility; mitotic spindle organization; mitotic cytokinesis. The record is from RefSeq and is a predicted model, not a curated record. Gene Ontology annotation, molecular function: alpha-tubulin binding. The coding region runs from base 42 to 2498 and encodes 818 amino acids. Lineage: Eukaryota; Metazoa; Arthropoda; Insecta; Lepidoptera; Nymphalidae. Gene Ontology annotation, cellular component: axoneme; mitotic spindle.
UAGCAAAAUAUUACUUUUAUAAUCCUAUUUUUGCUUUGAACAUGGCGUGGGGUUUACCGAAACUGCCAGGGCUGACGUUCGCAGACCCAACGAAGACCCAGCAUCACAUGCGAGGCUCACUAAAGUACUACCAAGGAUAUCGAUUCCCAGACACCACGGUUAGAGCUCCCGGUGGUACCGCUACGGAUGUGGAUAGCAACGCUUUCGCUUUACCGGAAGAUACUAUAAUCUACGACCCUUCACUAACCUACGGCAGAGUGAAGCAGCCAGCGUUGCCAGCUGUGAUACCACAUUGGGUGCAUUACGACAAACGGUGCUUGAACUUUACGGCUUUCUUCAAACAGCCGGUCUAUGACAACCCUGAUGAAAACUAUAGAGUCCGAAUUGUUAACCUGGUGUACUUUCUCGAGGACGAUACCCUUACAGUGAUGGAGCCACGAGUUAAGAAUUCGGGAUUAUGGCAAGGAAGAAUUGUGAAGCGAGGCAAGAUACCCAAGAAUGAUCUCGGAGAAUAUUGGCACUGGAAAGAUCUGGACAUCGGGAAGGACUUUUGUAUCUACGGCAAAGUGUUUCACACGGUCUCUUGCGACCUGUUUACUAAGGAAUGGUUAGAAUCUCAAGGCGUAGAGCUUUCGAAGGAAGAGGAUUUGCCCGUGGAUUCUUAUUCUCAAAAAGAACGCUGGAAAACAAUACAGCCGCCGAAAAGAAAGCAAUCUCACGCUGAUACCUUGCGAAGGUUCCUGGAAUAUGACGGAAAAGUCCUGACGUUCAACGUUGUAUGGGAUAACCGAGACGCGGAGUUCGGCGAGCUCACGGAAUACAAAAUGUUCUACUUUUUACAAGACGAUACAGUCGCUAUUAAGGAACUUCAUGACGGUAAAGGUGGUAAAGAUCCUUUCCCUAUGCUGCUUAAGAAAAGGAAAUUGCCUAAAAAGUGGAAAGAAAGACCGGUGACCUUCCCGUCGAUUGCUCUGGAAAUUACGGAGGAGGAGGUAACGGAGUACUAUGCGCCCAGGGACCUGAUUGUGGGGCAGACUGUGUUCGUGCUCGGACGGCGGUUCCUGAUAUUCGACUGCGACAGCUUCACUCGGAAUUACUACAAGGCCAUGCUGAACAUAGAACAACCACCGCGAAUAGAAGUUCGUCACGAAACUAAGAGAGAAUUCCCUAAGAGUAUUCCUCCACAUAUCGGUAUCGGUGCUCCGGAAGACACGUUAGGUUCCUGCUUCGGACUCAUUCCAAAACCGCCGCAUAAAGACAUCAUCAAGUACAAUCUUAACGCAAACAAGUACCUUCGCUACCUUUGCGAAUUGGAUUGGAUUCACCCCGAAGAUAAAGGCCGCCAAUUCGUGCUCGCCUACAGCCUCGCUGAUGGAACGAUUAAGAUCGGGGAGAUACCACGGCGUAACUCGGGCAUACGUGAGGGCACGUUCCUCAAAGCGAUGCGUUUACAGACGCCCGAGUCGGAUCCAAACUUUCCAACGUAUUUUACACCUGAUAGAUUUUAUAUCGGAGCAAUAGUUCCAGUAUUUAAGCAUCGAUUCAAGAUAGUUGGUUGCGAUUUAUUCGUAUACCGUUACAUGACUGCGAACCCGGACAAAUUCCCUCAGGAGGUGGUUGAUAAUGUCCGCAACUACCACAUGCGGGAGGGCAAUUUGAAAGACGAAUUAGAGGAAACGUCACGCGAAGAGCAAGCGGCUGAAACCAGGGCUCAGCUGGCUAAGAUUGGCCAAGCAGCCGUCGCCGAGCCGAAUGCUAUGGAGCGUUGCCUUGCUGCCCUCGAUGUGGUGGAAGGAAGUGCUGCCCCGCCGCGUCCACCGACGCCGCCUGCCACCACUGAUCGCAUAUCCUACGACGACUCCUUACGCAUUGCUAGAUUGAGUAAGCCAACAUGCGAUAAUGUAGUGCCACUAAAAGGCAUCCUGAAAUCAAGUACCGCUCGCGACGACCACCAGAAGGUGGUGUGCUUCAGUGGACCGAAAGUUGAAGAGCGCCACGAUACAAGCAAGCCUGUGAUGUACCCGCCUGGCCAACAACCACAUUUCAACGAGGAUGAGGACUUCUGCAACCGAUACAAAGAUGCGGAUGCAGAUGAGAGAGCUGAGCGGCGUGCACGGGACGAAUGCGCGUACGAGAUUAUACCAAGCAAGCAGCUUCAGGACGCCGCUGGAGAGGAAACAAAGGAUAAAACCAAUCUACCAGGAUAUCUGGGCACAUACGGCGUUGACUGCAAAGAGGUACCCGAUUACAUGCGAUUACUACCGGACGCCUACGAGAAGGUGAAGAAACUUCGACGCGACGUGCCCGACAUCUCACCGGCAGCAACUCGCAUAGCUGACCAUCCUCGCCAGCCGGCACCUCCCGUGGACGUCUGCGUGAACCCCCCACCUGAAGACACGGGCCCGUGCGCGACCAAGAAAGAAGAUGUUUCUUUCGCUUGCCCACACGUCGAACCCAAACUACCUUGUUGUGUACCUGAUAAUAAUACUGAAAAGUGAAGGUACCAACUCAAUGUAUUUAUAUCAUCUGUAUUUUCCAUUAUAUGAAAUAUCAUUAA